AUGACCCUUGGGAAGGACACUAAACCUAUUUAUCUUGAUCUAGUCCUCACCAGAUCUAAUUCUUCUUCCUGGGAGCACAAAACAUCGAGACACAAUAUAUGGAAUGGAGCUCUGCAACUGGAUAAAUCUCUUUUGGACCAACCAGAUGAAAUUCGAAAAGCAAUUCAAACUGUUAUAGGAGAUUCGAACUACAAGAAGAAUGCUAGAAGACAAAGUUCUGGAAGAUCAGUCAAACAAACCGAGAGAUGUUGUAUUGAAGCAUUGCGACGACAGUUUGGACCUCUGGAGACGUCGGAUUCUGAAGGACGUCAUCUUAAUACAUCUGCAUAUUACUCAUUAGAUAUCGCACUUGCAGUUAUCGUUGCUCUGUUGAUUUUGUUGUUCGUUAUUAAUUUUGUUUUUAAAUACGUUUCCCGUAAUAUUGCUGAACUUGGGUUUCUUACGACCAUCUGUGGAAACUCAGUUUUGAUCUAUCUAACCGGAUGGAUGACCAAGCAGAUCCAGGGACCGUACAAACGAAUGAUUAUCAUUUUUGCGUUCCUCGGAUUGUCAUUUUCCAUGGUUGAAAUGAUCGCAAGACCGUUUGCACACAGUUACAACGGAGCUUUAGUGUACUUUAGUUUGGCGAAAGAGAUUUCUGGAUUCGAAGGAGUUGUGACUUUUCUGCUAGCACUGUAUGCUGGCUUAUAUGCCGCUUUGAUCUCAUUUGUCGCUGUGCAAUUCAUUUUUCGGUACUUUAUUUUGAAUAACCAAGACAUGGCCACAAUCUUAUUCAAAGGAUGGAAAAUGGCUAUAUGGGUGUCCUAUUCCAUGUUGUUCGGCGCUCUUUGGAUAUUCUUGUGCUUCUUCUGUGGAAAGUUUGAUGAAUACUCAAUGGAUUACACAAGUGACGAAAUGAGCAAUGUCUACAGUAUGAACAUCAAUAAAACUGCUGGAAUGAUUAUUGUGGCAUAUCUUAUUCAAUACGUCAUAAUGAUAUUUUGCGGAACCAGUAUGCAUUUUCAAAUGGUCGAAAAACUCAAGCACUUCUCGAUAACCCAUCAACGACUUCAAAAGCAAUUCUUCAAAACUCUUGUCUGCCAGAUUACUGUGCCUACCGUACUAUUCCAUGUACCCAUCGUUCCUGUCCUCUUCGCACCAUUUCUCAACAUGAAAAUGAGUUUUCAGUCUGGAAUCAUCUACAGUCUGUUCAAUUUGUAUCCACCGAUUGAUAGCUUUCUGCUGAUGUAUAUCGUGUCGGACUAUCGGAACGCUUUGAGUAAACUCUUCAGCCGCAACAAGCAAGUCUACACUGGAAGUAACGCGUUCUCAACUAAUGUCAGUGUUCGAAUGUCAUAA
Caenorhabditis briggsae is the source of this 1338-nucleotide messenger RNA. RefSeq names its product Protein CBR-STR-33 (gene Cbr-str-33). The transcript has 5 exons. NCBI's taxonomy places the organism in Eukaryota, Metazoa, Nematoda, Chromadorea, Rhabditida, Rhabditidae. The record is from RefSeq and is a predicted model, not a curated record. Bases 1 to 1338 code for a protein of 445 amino acids.